AUGAGUCAAGCUCAAAACGGGUUCAAAAGUGAGUCUGCCAAGCUUCCUCAGCUUCCCAAAAGCUCUGGCGGCCUGUUCUUCUCAUCCCAGUUCUGCAAGAGAUCCAAGCACCUGCCUCUAGGGACGUCUCUCUCUGGGCAGACAGGAAUCAUCACAGGCGCCAGCUCUGGAAUCGGGCAUGCGUGCGCAAAAAUGCUCCUUGACUUAGAGAUCAGCCAUCUUAUCAUUUCAGCCCUGACGCAAGCCGAGGCCGAUUUCACUGUGGGAAUUCUCAGGGAGAGGCACCCAAAUGCGAAAAUAGACGGUUGGGUUCUGGAUCUGACCUCCUAUCAAUCUAUCCAUGAUUUUGUUGCCCGUUGCGCAACUCAGCUGUCGCGAAUCGAUUUUGCCAUUCUCAAUGCAGGCGCGGCCUUUGGUUACUUCAAGCGCUGCGAAAAGACUGGCCAUGAGAUGGUCUUUCAAGUCAAUUUCCUUUCUACCAUGCUUCUAUCUGUGCUCCUGGUGCCGGUACUCAAGUCAAAGGAUCCGCCUGGGAGGCCUAGCCGUUUGGUUAUUGUCAACUCGGGAACAGCCAUGCAUGCCGAGUUUCCCCAGCACAAAGCCGAACGUAUCCUGCCUGCAUUCGACGUCGAAGAGAACUUUGACCCCAUGGGGCAGUAUGCCAAUACUAAAUUCCUGGCCCAUCUUUUUGUUGACAAGCUGUCUCGGUUUGUGAGCCCUGAUGAUGUCGUUAUCAAUUUGGUAGAUCCCGGAUUGACCAGCGGUACAAAUAUCCUCGAGGGCGCCAGCAUGUCUACGCAGAUCGGCUUCAAUUGGUUGAGGGCUAUUGCUGGUCGGAGUCUUGAAGAUGCCGCAAGCGCAUAUAUUGAUGCGAUAGUAACCAGGGGGAAAGAUUCCCAUGGAUCCUUCAUUAUGGAUUGGGACAUCUAUCCAUAUGGGAAGUUUUAUUAUGAUCCUAAAAGAGAGGAGAUUCAAGAAAAGCUCUGGGAUGAGAUGCUCAAGGAAUUUGAAUUUGCCACUAUACAGGAUACUGUUAAGUGUAUGAAGUAG
Molecule: messenger RNA, 1050 nt
Organism: Clonostachys byssicola
Lineage: Eukaryota; Fungi; Ascomycota; Sordariomycetes; Hypocreales; Bionectriaceae
Source: the annotation of a GenBank genome assembly